AUGGCGAACAGCCACAGCCAGCCCACCGUGGGAAUUGUGAUUCCAGCGGCUGGCCGAGGAACACGCGCUGGCGAUGGAUGCCAGAAAGCAUAUCGUCGCCUCGGCGGAGACACCGUGAUUAACCGUACCUUGAGACUGUUCCGAUCGUGGGAUCAGACAUGUGCUAUCGUGAUUGUCCACCACGCAGAUGAUAACUCUCUUCUCCAAGCUUCCGUCGACCUCGAUGAGAAUAUUUAUACUACAAUCGGAGGCGCAGAACGAGGAGCAUCGGUUCUCGCGGGCCUUCGGUUUCUUGCAGGCCUAAAAGCCAGCCCAUCACAUGUCUUCAUCCACGAUGCUGCCCGUCCCUUUGCCUCUGUCCACUUGCUGGACCAAGUCUACGACUCCAUCGUGAAAGACCCCUCUAUAGGAGUAAUCCCCGGUCUUGCCGUGGCGGACACCCUGAAAAGGACGGAUUCCCACGGCCUCAUUACAGCUACAGUCCCCAGAGAUGGUCUUUUCCGGGCACAAACACCCCAAGCCUUCGAUCUACAGACCAUUUUAGAGGUCCAUGAACAAGCCGCUGUCAGUGGAACUAGCUAUACCGACGACGCAUCUCUUUUCGAGGAACAGGGUCUCCCUGUUCGAGUUGUCGCCGGGGAGUCCGACAAUAUCAAAUUGACCUACAAGGAAGAUUUCGACCAAGCAGAGCGUUUCCUCAAAUCCAACCUCUUGCCCACUCCUCCAGCCCCAGUGCCAGAUAUCCGAGUUGGCCAUGGCUAUGACACGCACCGCCUAGUACCCGGUGAAGAAAUCACCCUCUGCGGCGUGAAAAUACCCCACAAAUCUACUCUUCUCGGGCACUCGGAUGCAGAUGUGGGCUUGCACGCUCUGACAAACGCGUUCCUUGGCAGCAUCGCGGCGGAUGACAUCGGGAGCCACUUUUCGGACACGGAUCCUCGAUGGAGAGGGGUGUCGUCCGAUAAAUUCUUACAACAUGCUGCCACGCUUGUAGCCGAGGCGGGGGGUCUUUAUCGCGACGUGAUGCGCCAGUCGGUGGCUGCAAUUGUUGGUUUGCACCCGAGCCGGGUGUCUGUGAAAGCCGGUACAAACGAGAAGAUCGGGUUUGUGGGACGCGAAGAGGGUAUCGUGGCGUUUGCUACCGCGACCGUGGUCUUCCCGUCUUCGUGA
This is a messenger RNA of Penicillium chermesinum, 1170 nucleotides long. Its product is annotated as 4-diphosphocytidyl-2C-methyl-D-erythritol synthase. Gene Ontology annotation, biological process: terpenoid biosynthetic process. Bases 1 to 1170 code for a protein of 389 amino acids. The record is from RefSeq and is a predicted model, not a curated record. Gene Ontology annotation, molecular function: 2-C-methyl-D-erythritol 2,4-cyclodiphosphate synthase activity; 2-C-methyl-D-erythritol 4-phosphate cytidylyltransferase activity. Lineage: Eukaryota; Fungi; Ascomycota; Eurotiomycetes; Eurotiales; Aspergillaceae. The transcript is spliced from 2 exons.